Messenger RNA from Punica granatum (pomegranate), 1986 nucleotides. NCBI's taxonomy places the organism in Eukaryota, Viridiplantae, Streptophyta, Magnoliopsida, Myrtales, Lythraceae. The record is from RefSeq and is a predicted model, not a curated record.
CAAAAAGGUUUGCCGGUCGGCUUCGUCCUCUGCUUUUCCAUUCUCAUUUUUUCGGGUUGGAUUUGAUUUUUCCAUUUUGGGGUCAAUGGCGUCUCCUAUAAAAAUGGCUUCCUCCUCUGCCUCCCUCUCUCUUCAUCGUCGUCACCAUAACCACCACCUCCCCAGCCACCAUUGUCUUGUCUCUCUCUCCCCACCAUCAAUGGACCCAAUAAGCUCUCUCCCCCGCCUCUCCUCUUCCAUGCCGCCACGUGCCCUCGACCCUAUAAAUUCUCCCUCUUCCUCCGUUAAUUCGGGCACGCAUGCCUCCGUCAGCUUCGGCUCUCCCUCCUCCUGCAACGGCUCCAUGGGCAUCUCCGGCGUCUCCAAGGCCAAGAUCGUCAGGGGCGACUGUGGCUACGUCCUCGAGGACGUCCCUCACUUCUCCGACUACAUCCGCGACCUCCCCAAUUAUCCUAAUCCAUUGCAAGACAACCCUGCAUAUUCUGUCGUGAAGCAGUAUUUUGUCGAUUUAGACGACACCGUAGCCCAAAAGGUUAUUGCUCAUAAAAACGGCCCCAGAGGUCUCCAUUUCCGGCGUGCUGGGCCCCGCCAAAAGGUGUAUUUCGAAUCAGAUGACGUUCAUGCAUGCAUCGUGACAUGCGGGGGCCUCUGCCCUGGUCUUAACACAGUCAUAAGGGAGAUUGUCUGCGGCUUGUACCAUAUGUACGGUGUAAAGAAAGUCCUCGGAAUAGAAGGUGGGUACAAGGGAUUCUAUUCUCGGAAUACUGUUCUUCUUAAUCCAAAGGUUGUAAAUGAUAUCCAUAAACGAGGUGGCACAAUCCUUGGCACUUCCCGAGGUGGGCACGACACCACAAAGAUAGUCGACAGCAUUCAGGACCGGGGAAUCAAUCAGGUAUACAUAAUAGGGGGUGACGGGACUCAAAAGGGGGCAGCCGUUAUAUUUGAGGAAAUUAAAAGACGAGGUCUAAAAGUAGCAGUUGCAGGGAUUCCAAAGACCAUCGACAAUGACAUUCCAGUUACUGACAGAUCCUUUGGAUUCGACACAGCUGUAGAGGAGGCCCAACGUGCAAUUAAUGCUGCUCAUGUUGAAGCUGAGAGCGUUGAGAAUGGUAUCGGCGUUGUGAAAUUGAUGGGACGCUACAGUGGAUUUAUUGCAAUGCACGCUACUCUGGCAAGUAGGGACGUGGAUUGUUGCUUGAUCCCGGAAUCGCCCUUCUAUCUUGAAGGUGCCGGUGGACUUUUCGAGUUCAUUGAGAAGCGGCUGAAGGAAAACGGGCACAUGGUCAUUGUGAUCGCUGAAGGGGCAGGGCAGGAUCUCUUUUCCGAAAGCAUCCACUCUGUGGACAAGGAUGCUUCUGGAAAUAGGCUCCUGCAAGAUGUCGGUCUAUGGCUAUCUCAAAAGAUCAAGGAGCAUUUUGCCAAAAAAAAUAAGAUGGACAUAACCCUCAAGUACAUAGAUCCGACAUAUAUGAUCCGUGCUGUACCAAGUAAUGCCUCCGACAACGUCUACUGCACCCUUCUGGCUCAAAGCGCCGUUCAUGGUGCGAUGGCUGGUUAUACAGGCUUCACGGUGGGGCUUGUAAAUGGAAGACAUUCUUACAUCCCAUUCUAUAGAAUCACCGAGAAGCAGAACAAGGUAGUGAUAACCGAUCGGAUGUGGGCGAGGCUCCUGUCAUCGACCAAUCAGCCUAGCUUCCUAAGUCCUAAGGACAUCAUCGAGGACAAGAAAGAAGGAUCGUCGCCGGCAUUGGUGGAUGAUCAUGAUACUGUGGACGGCUACUUGGUCAACAAAGAGAUUAACUACUAGAGAUCAACUGAACUUGAUGUCCGGAGAUAAAUCUCCCGUUGAUUUUGACUGUAAUCCAUUAAUUCUUUUGGGUCUUCUGCAAGCCUCCUAUUUAAUGGCAUUCCACUUCAUAGGGUAUUAAAAUGUUGUAUAGUACAAUAAAGCAAUAAGAGGUGCAAGAAUUAGGUCUUCCUUCCCAA